This is a messenger RNA of Benincasa hispida (wax gourd), 797 nucleotides long. Its product is annotated as protein FAR-RED ELONGATED HYPOCOTYL 1-like. NCBI's taxonomy places the organism in Eukaryota, Viridiplantae, Streptophyta, Magnoliopsida, Cucurbitales, Cucurbitaceae. Gene Ontology annotation, molecular function: nuclear import signal receptor activity. Gene Ontology annotation, biological process: response to red or far red light; maintenance of protein location in nucleus. Gene Ontology annotation, cellular component: nuclear speck; cytoplasm. The record is from RefSeq and is a predicted model, not a curated record.
CACUUGCUUUUAUUCAUCAACACGAUCGAAACAGAUGGUCUGGUUGGCUUCCUGCCAUUUCCAUCCUUUCUUCACCAUCGAUAAUGGAGCAAAAGAACCAACACCAUCAUCCAUCUCACUGCGACACUGACAGUUCUUGCAGCUUCACUGUCUUUCAACCAUGGAAUACAGAAGGCUUGGAUGUAAAGAAGAAAAGAAGGCUGCUAAUUGAUCAACUAAGUCUACCCACAUCGAAGCUACCAUGUUGGGGUCCAAGCUCAAUUAGCAUUCCCCAUGGAGCAGAUAACUUCAAGUUUGAUAAAAAGCUUCAAGAAGAAGAAGAGGGAGAAGAAAGCACCCCUACAGAAAUAGCAAUAGAAGGUAAGGAGACGUCCAAAGAGCAGGUUCAAAUGCAGGGUGAGAAAGAUAAGUUGCAGCGGAGCUAUGGCCAUGAGGAAGAUCUAUUGGAGUUUGGAAGCCAUGGACAUAACUGCAUUUAUGAGCAAUGUUGCAGUGACAGUGCUCAAAGCUUGCUGCUCCUCCCCACAAACUCCAAGCAUGACUUUGUUUUGUCAUCUGGGAGAUGGAGCGUAGACCCAGAGGCAGAAUCCAAGACUAUCAAACCAACUAUUGAUCAAGAGUUUGAGCAGUACUUUUCUGUGUUUUUGCCAUCCUUGGAUCCCUGAUAUUUACAUCUUGAAUCCGAUGUGUAACUACUUUCAAAGAAUUUGGAAGUGUGUUUGUGCAUGUGCGUGUGCCACAAUUCAAUUUAAGUGAUAUCUAUGAAUGUGAGAUAAAGUGAAUGAGAUUCUACCGAA